AUGUGGCUCACGCUGCUGCUGCUGGUGGCCGUGGGCACGCUGACACUGGGGCUGGUGGCCCAUCGGCUGCUGGCCCCGGCUGGCAACCCCUUUGCCCAGCCACCCCCAGGGCCCCCCCGGCCGCUGGUGAUGGAGCAGCAAGCCCGUGACAGGGUCCUGAAGCGGGGGGUCGGCGCCCAGCGGGUGCCGGCGGCGCUGGACGCGGUGGUGAUCGGCAGCGGCAUAGGGGGGCUGACGGCAGCCGGGACCCUGGCCAAGGUGGGCAAACGGGUGUUGGUGCUGGAGCAGCACGACCAGGCUGGGGGCUGCUGCCACACUUUCCAGGAGCACGGCAGCGAGUUCGACGUCGGCAUCCACUACGUGGGGCAGAUGCAUGAGGGCAGCAUGCUGCGUGUGGCGCUGGACCAGCUGACGGACGGGCAACUGUGCUGGCAGCGCCUGCCUGACCCCUAUGACGAGGUGGUCCUGGGCCACCGGCGCUACCAGCUCCGCGCCGGCAAGGCCACCUUCGCCGCCACCCUGGAGGAGCAGUUCCCUGCAGAGAAGGAGGCCAUCAAGGAGUUCAUGAGGAUCUCCAAGAUGAUGUCGCGACACGUGGCGCUGCUGGCGGUGCUGAAGCUGGUGCCGCACUGGGUGGCCGCGCUCCUGCUCCGCACCGGGCUCCUCCACCGCCUCUCGCCCGUGUUCCGCAUGGCGGCCACCAGCCACAGCGACGCCGUGGCCCAGCUGACGGCCGACCCCCACCUGCGCAGCUGCCUCUUCUACGGCACGGCCCCACAGGACUCCAGUUUCCUGGUGAACGUGCUGAUGCUGCACCACUACCAGCGGGGGGCCUGG
Molecule: messenger RNA, 837 nt
Organism: Mesitornis unicolor (brown roatelo)
Lineage: Eukaryota; Metazoa; Chordata; Aves; Mesitornithiformes; Mesitornithidae
Product: putative all-trans-retinol 13,14-reductase
Exons: 5
Source: RefSeq, a predicted model, not a curated record